Molecule: messenger RNA, 2103 nt
Organism: Macrobrachium nipponense
Lineage: Eukaryota; Metazoa; Arthropoda; Malacostraca; Decapoda; Palaemonidae
Exons: 2
Coding region: 274-1176 (300 amino acids)
Source: RefSeq, a predicted model, not a curated record
AGACAUACAGUCAAAUUAAAUCAAAGUCCAUACAGAGAUUUUAGGUUGAAACCUCCCAAUAUUCCCUUCAGGUCUAUUUUCCUUGACUAUCUUGGCCCGUAUUAUAUCAAUUACCAAGGGGUUAAAACAAAAACUUGGUUGCUUUGUAUAACCUGUUUGUGGUCUCGAGCUAUAAAUUUAAAACUGUGCCUUGACCUGACUGUACCCACAUUUUUGAGAGCACUUCAGUUACAUAUUUGGGAGUAUGGUACUCCACAAUUGUGCUUUUCAGAUAUGGGAUCUCAAAUUGUUGCAGGUACUAAUUUAAUUUCUGAUUUUUUAAGGGACCCAGAUACUGUGCAAUAUCUACAGGAACAUGGAAUGAGGGCUGUGGAAUUUGAGCAAUAUUACAAAGGCUGCAACCAACUUGGAUCACUUGUGGAAAGUUGUGUUAAAUUAAUUAAGAGACUUAUAUAUGGUUCAGUUCGAAAUACUGUAUUGAAUUCUCUUGAUUUUGAGUUUCUUAUAGCAGAGACUGUACAUUUAGUUAAUCGCAGGCCAAUUGCUUUUCAUGAGUCUUUAAGAGAUGAUAAUCCAAAUGAAGUCAUUCCUGCUGCAAUAACACCUGAAAUUUUGCUAAAGGGCUAUGAGUUGGUGUCUUUGAGCAUCAUUCCUAAUUUGCAACCUCUUCCAGAUUCCGAUCCUUCAUGGACUCUUAAGGAUCCAAUAGAGCAUAUUAAGGACAGUUAUAGUAAAUUGCGCAAGUCUCGUUCAUGUUUAAGAGAAAUUUAUAACUUUGAAUUCCUUGCAAAACUUGUGCAUCAAGCCACUAAUGUUGGUUCUAGAUACAAGCCAGUAUCGCACGAGAAUUUGCAAGUUGGUGAUAUAGUUUUACUAAAAGAUGUUCAUUUGAAACCUGCAAAUUAUCCUAUGGGAAUCGUUAAAAGCGUUCAGAUGAACUCAAUUGGUGAAACCACUGGUGCAACAGUAAUGAAAGGAAACAAAGAAAGAGUAAAUAGACACUCUUCAUCACUAAUUCCUCUGCUGAGUAUUAAUGAAUAUUCUCACUCUAAAGCAGUGCAUAGGCAAGAGGCUGAGCAUUCCAAUGAGGAUCUUGAAUCAAAGAGGCCUAAAAGAUUGGCUGCUUUGAAAGGCGCACAAAAAACGAAAAAUCUAUAUCUUCAUGGAAAUGCUUAAUAUUCAUUACUUGUACCUUGUAAAUAAUUCUUGUAUAUAUUUAAUUGUAUGGGACGUGAGUUUGUUUUUUUUUACUACUAAUAGAUAUUCAAUUUCUUCUGACACUAAAACAGUUGAAAUUGAAUGUCUUUGCUGGGAGUGUUGAAAAAAAAAAAGUGAACUUUUUUUUUCACUUUGUUCUUUCUAACUUUGAGUGUAGUGUCCACCCUUUAUGGUCCUUGAUUUCUACUCUUCGCUCGUUUCAAAAUUUUACGAGUGGGUUUUUUUUUGGAAAAGUUUAAAAAUUAUUUAUAAUGGUUAGUUCGUGCUCUUGCUUUGGAGACUCAUUCAGUUUCAAAAUGUUACGUUUUAAGUUUGGAAAAGCAUCAAUAGUUUGCAACCAUAAAAUUCCUCCUUUAAAAUUAUUAAAUUUGAUACUAGAGUUUUGAGACUGAACGAAACCUUUAAUCCACCUCAAAAGUUUACUUCUAGUCCCAGCGUUUGACGACGAGUAGUGCAUUUUCACUCAGCAGCCGAGAAGGGCGGGUCAACUCUUCAGUAAUUUUCACCUAUCCAGCCUAAAUUUUACCAUGAAGCAUUAAGUGACUAGUGUGACCGUUGGUCGAGGAUGAUCCUGCUUGGAAGUGCGAGCUCUUGGAUUGCUUCUUUUUUGAGGCUACUAUACCAUGGAGUUACAGCAAGUUUACAUAGACUCGUGAAUUAACUACGACAGCUGCAAUUGACCUAGAGAGGCUUGCUUAGAGUGGAGAUCCUGAGGACUUUUCUGAUAUUGGGGGUUAUUAGUGAGGUCGCAUCAUCGGUCUUCAUAGGGACGGAUACCUCGCUUAAAUGAGAAGAAGCAAUAAGACAACCUACGAUCCGGAGCCAUUUUCUCGAAUACAUAUUUCAGUGAAAGUUCUGUUUAUGUAAAAUAAAUAUUUAAAAUAG